CUGGAAAGUCCCGCAAUCUCUGCCGAUUUUCCUCAUCAAUUGGCUCGAACAAGAGGCUUGGGAAGGCACUCGGCAUUCGCUCUUCGCUUCUCAAUCGCUGCGAUCGUCGCCACCGCGGCUCGUCCAACACAAAACCAUUCUCAAGCAAAAUUCGCAAAAGCCAAGGUUGAAAAUGGAGAUCGGAAGUUGGAUUUGGAUUUUCGCCGUCUGCACUUUUUCUGCUUCUGCCCAGACUUGGGAGGAAAGUAUGCAGAAAAUUUACUCGACCGACUGCUGGAAUUACGGAAAAAAUCGAUCAAUUUUUGAAGCUCCAGGCGUUCAAAAUUUCAAUGACUGCGGCCGAUGGAACCGAAGGGGAACCGCCCCGUGGGUUGUUUACCUAGAAAAGGAUUAUGGCGAUAAGGUUGAAGGUGUUCUUGUAUCAGACACAACAAUCAUCUCUUACAGUUGGCUCUUUUUAUACGACGCGUAUAAAGAAGGGAAAGAAAUUAAAAUUUAUGCAGGCAAAUGUGAAGACGAAAAUGAUGGACAAAAAUGCUACUGGAAAAUAGGUUUAUUGCAGAAUAAAAAGUUGUUGAACGUAAAGAAGGUGGAAUUGAAGCACGGCAGAUUUUUUUCCGAGACGAUCUAUGUUUGGCAAAUUGAAAAAUUGGAUUUGACACCGAAUCUGCAGCCUGCCUGUUUGUGGAAUUGGGACAACAGGAAUGACCAACACGAACAUUUUUAUAGUUACGGUCGUUGGCCUGAUGGAAGGCAAAAAGUAGAUUUCCUGCCGGAGCAAAGGUGUUAUAGUGAGGAUCAGAUUGAAAAAAGGGAAUGCGACCUCUACGGGAAUACAAUCUGCACAUUGCCAAUAGACGUUUCAGAACGGUCUCACUGUUUGUUUAUUGAGCGAGAAGAACGAUUUUAUCUACGCGCAGUGGGGUUUGAUUAUUCAAGUAGCGCUGUAAGUUGGUUGGAUUUGUUGCCAUUCUUGAAUGAAAUCACUUCAGCGUCCGUCGAUUUGGCUUCAAUGCCAAAAAUCCCCAAGACAAAAUCCAAAAAAGAUUUUGGCCCAAACCAGAGUUUUGCAAACUGCGGACGACGAUCGGGCGAACGUCAACGAAAAAGAGAAGCCGGAAAGGCCCUUCCGUUGGUCACCAAUGGCAGGAACGCGGUCAGAGGUCAACACCCUUGGCACGCGAGUCUUUCCAUGGAAACGGACACAGGGCGUGAGGCAGAUUCUUGCGGCGCGACCCUCAUUUCAAAAAAGGUCCUCGUCACAGCGGCGCAUUGUCUCUUUGACGAGGAUGGAAGUUCUUUGAACGCGAGUCACGUGGACGUGACCCUCGGAAUGCACAAUCGAUCGAAUUUGCAAGAGAAGCGACAGAAGUUUACAGCUGCAAGUCUGGUGAUUCAUCCUGGCUACAACCACAGCACGUGGGAAUUCAAGGAUGACAUUGCCCUAGUCAUCUUGGCAGAAGAGGUCAAUUUCAAUGAUUUUGUGCGGCCCAUUUGUCUCUGGAACGACGACUACGAUUUGAACAAAAUCGCAAAAAAAUCCGUCAUGGUGGUCGGCUGGGGAUACACCCUGGACCACGAACAGUCUGAAAUCCUUCAAAAGGCGAAACUGAAAGUCGUUUCUUAUGAGGAUUGUUUCAAGAGCAAUAGCAUGUUCUUUUCCAAAUUUUUGCGACCGACGGAGAACUUUUGCGCCGGAAUUCCUAAAGCGCAGACGGGUGUGUGCUUGGGAGACAGUGGGGGAGGAUUGACCUUUUACGACCGUGGGGUCAGCAGACGGCACGUUUUGCGCGGCGUCGUGAGCAUGGGUUUGAUGAGGAAAUUUAGCGAGGAUUUCCGAACCUGCAACCCCAAGUUCUACGCCCUCUACACCGACGUCACCAAUUACAUGGACUGGAUCGUCCAAAAUUCCCCGGACAUAAAUGUUUAGAUUUUUUUAAAUACAAAUGUCAUUAUUGCAGUUAGUAAUUUCAUUGCCGGGAAAUAUUUCUUUUUAAACGAAUUAUUAAAUUUUGGUCCAAAUUGACUUAAAAAAUCUCCCCAAAUGUUUGAUGCGAAAAUACUAUGUAAAAGGAUUUUCAUUAAUUAUCAAUAAAUUACAUUUUUUGUAAAUCGGUCAUCAGUGUAUACUGAGAAAUUUCCUUG
This is a messenger RNA of Neocloeon triangulifer, 2145 nucleotides long. Its product is annotated as transmembrane protease serine 2-like. Gene Ontology annotation, biological process: proteolysis. Gene Ontology annotation, molecular function: serine-type endopeptidase activity. The transcript is spliced from 13 exons. Bases 173 to 1930 code for a protein of 585 amino acids. The record is from RefSeq and is a predicted model, not a curated record. NCBI's taxonomy places the organism in Eukaryota, Metazoa, Arthropoda, Insecta, Ephemeroptera, Baetidae.